AUAAAAGACAACACCACCCAGCUAUAUCCGAACGAGCAAGUCAGUGCUGCGCUGCUGGAAUAUUCUACUCCCGCAAGUACGCUGACUCCGAUUUCUUGGGAACGGCUGCCUCGGUGCAUCGCCGAUCUUCAUGCAUGGGGAGUUGCGAAUCAUGAGAAGUCCAAUUACAUGAUAUCACGCUUGCAGGCUCAAUUACAUAUCUGGAUGAUCAAGACUCUUGGAACUAAGAGGAUCCUCGAAAUCGGCACCUCCAUCGGCUACUCGACCCUGUGCCGGGCCCACGCGGUCGGUCCCUCAGGACACGUCACAACCCUCAAAUAUUCACCCGAGUACACCUCAUUAGCUAAGAAAGAGUUCGAGAAGAAUGGAGUCAAAAACGUCCAAGUUAUUGUUGGGGAUGCCGAAAGAUUAAAGACCCUAGCCACGUCCUUAGAUGAACCAUUCGACCUAAUCUUCAUCGACGCAGACAAGGCAUCCUACCCCACCCACCCCACCCACCCCUCUCUCAUCCUCUCCCUCUCAGGCCCCUCUGGAGCCACAACCCGUCUCCUGCGUCCCGGUGGCAUCAUCGUAGCAGACAACAUUCUCCGCAGUGGCCUCGUUGCGGAUCACUCGCCGACAAAUCCGUGGGCUGUCAAGAUGAAGGAGAACCCAGCAUAGAAAGAGAGUGACUUAACUGUUUUGGACGAGUUCAACGAGGCGUGGGUGGGGAGUGAGAGGAUCGAGACGUUCUUGAUGCUCAUGUUUGAUGGGUUGAUCUGUGGACGGUUGCUUGAUUGAAUCAUUUGGGUGGGAGGGGGUGAGAAUUACCACAUCAGGGCACAAGAAAAUUGCUAGGAGGUCAAUAUGGGAGAUUCGUGCCUAAUUUUCACUACCCAGCCGCCGCAC
This is a messenger RNA of Hyaloscypha bicolor E, 888 nucleotides long. Its product is annotated as S-adenosyl-L-methionine-dependent methyltransferase. The record is from RefSeq and is a predicted model, not a curated record. The transcript is spliced from 4 exons. Lineage: Eukaryota; Fungi; Ascomycota; Leotiomycetes; Helotiales; Hyaloscyphaceae. The annotation marks the transcript as partial. Gene Ontology annotation, molecular function: S-adenosylmethionine-dependent methyltransferase activity; O-methyltransferase activity.